AUGCAUCUUCGAAGCAUCCUCGUUAUCAUCGGUUUCACUACCGUUGUAGGCGCCGCUAAGAAUAAAUGCAAACCGCCAGGCUGGUUUGAACGUUAUAAUAAUCAGAGCUUAAGCGAAUUCUAUGACCGCACCAAUUCUCCAUAUAUCAGGUCCGCCAUCGACUUCGUAAGAUCAGCAUCUCUCGACAAAGUUGAUGUUUGUAGACAUGAGCAUAAACACGGCGAGACUCUGGAAGAGUAUGUCAUCCCAAGUACAGAUCUACCAGCCGGGCUGGAGAAGGGUAACGUCGUAUGCCGGGAAGACGGACACUUUCUCGAGGAUCGCGAUAUAGAAGAGGUCCAAAAGUUGCAGUUCGGGCCCUGCAACGGAAAGGACAAAUGGGGGAGACAUUAUGGGGGCAGUCUCAAAACCUUCCCGUCUGGCGACGUCGUGGCAUUUCAAUGUGACUAUACCGCUUCGUACAAAAUCAUGUUUUGGGUCUAUGAAAAUGUAGGACAGACAUGCCAUCCGGAAGACCUCGGACACAUGUGGUUACAAAUUCACUUAUAUUGUGGAAAUCGACCCGGUUGGUUCGCCAUGGACAGUUGGGAUGUCAAAUAUGGUCGACAGCACAAGAAAGAUAGAAAGCUCUGCUAGAAGCUAUUCCCGUUUGAAACCACGCCUCACAAUUAGUCAAACAGAGAGACCGGAAUGGCCCCUAAAAAUCGACAGGUCGGAUGAACAUUAGGG
Messenger RNA from Pseudovirgaria hyperparasitica, 729 nucleotides. RefSeq lists its product as uncharacterized. The record is from RefSeq and is a predicted model, not a curated record. NCBI's taxonomy places the organism in Eukaryota, Fungi, Ascomycota, Dothideomycetes, Acrospermales, Acrospermaceae. The coding region runs from base 1 to 636 and encodes 211 amino acids. The transcript has a single exon.